GCCUGCAUCUACAGCUCUGUAUAUCGACGCGCCCUAUGAAUCGGUGACCUGAAUUCUGUACUUGAAAAUAUCAACACGCGCCAUCAUCGAGGCCCAUACAGCCAACCGCAGCCAUGCCCGCCUCCUGCAAAGACAUCCGUAUGCAUCCCUCCACAACCUUGAAAGCUAUCCAGACCCAUUUCUAACAUCAAUAUUUAGGGCAAGCUCUAGCCGCAUGCCUCCAAAACUCCGACUGCAUAAUGAUCGACCGCCACGCGCCCUCCGACUGCCUGCGACCGCCACUCAACGAGACCCUACCUACCCAAUGCCAACAACUCCAAAAAGGCUACGGCCAAUGCAAGCGCGGCAUGAUCGAUAUGCGCAAACGCUUCCGAGGAAACCGACCCGUGGGACUAUCGACCGAGCUCGAGGGUGCCGGUUCCGGCGAUGCCACAGUCGGAACAAUUGAGGAGAAGGGAUACAUGCUGUAUGCGGGCAAGCCGACACAAAGGGUGCGGGUGACGAGUGGAGACGAGGGUCCAAACGUAGUGCCUGAGGGGUAUGUAGAGGUGAGGAAGAAGGAUGGGGUGGUGGAGGUUGUGAAGCGUUCGGGAGAGUUGAGGAAGGACUAGGGAUGGUUGCAGAUGGACGAUCGGAUGACGACGCAUGCUUGUACAUAUCAAGAAUGGCGGGGAAAGGCAUAUGAUGGCGUUCUUGCUAGGGCAUUUUGGUUGGCAUGCGAUGGUUUGGGAACGUCUCCAAUCAAACACUUGUUGCUAUCAUCUGUAAGAUACUGUAAAGGAAGAGAUCGAAGGCUAUUCAUGAUCACAUCUACCAUAGUACGAUCUGAUAGUACCGUGUGAAUAAGACGAGGCGCGAAUCGGGAUAAGUAAAGAAGCAAAAUAUUCCUAAACCCAAAACGUCUAAGCGAUUUACACCAGCGUACCGAAAGAGUUAGACGAAAUACGAGUUAUAUUCCGAUGAACCAAUUGAUCCAUCGAUUAGUCAAGCUAUGUGGUUAUUUCGAAGGUCAUUUAUGAAUCAUUUUGUAAAUAGCUUUCAAGUUUUGAACCCG
Molecule: messenger RNA, 1054 nt
Organism: Mytilinidion resinicola
Lineage: Eukaryota; Fungi; Ascomycota; Dothideomycetes; Mytilinidiales; Mytilinidiaceae
Exons: 1
Coding region: 240-611 (123 amino acids)
Biological process (GO): mitochondrial respiratory chain complex IV assembly
Cellular component (GO): mitochondrion
Source: RefSeq, a predicted model, not a curated record